UCACUCCCUCAUUGCUGGUUGCUCGCACCGACCAGCUCACAGCCAAAGAGAUCCUCUGUCCCUCUCACACUGAUCCCCCCCCUCCUCCCUGACUAACACAGAGACAUUACUCCAGAGGAAGUUAUUGCUCAAGCCUAAAGGACUUUGUAACCAAAGAAGUAGCAACAGUGUGGAGGAGGAGGAACAGCCGAUAAGUGAAUUAACCGCACCUCUGAGGUGUUCCCCCUCAAAGUGAAGAGCAGUUCAAGUCAAGUCAAGUCAAGAAAAACAAUUUACAAGACAUCUGAGGACUCCAGCGGCAAGACAUGACUCAGAGCAACGGGGAGAACCCCCAGAGGAGCCGGAGCGGUCUCCACCAGAUCCGAGCCGGGAUCCAGUCCAGGUCGCUGCUGGCCAAGAAGAGAGUGGAGAACAUCACCAGGAGCGACGUGAAAGGAUGCUUCAUGAGAAAUGCCUUUGUGAUCUUCACCGUCGCUGCUGUCAUCAUCGGCAUCAUCCUGGGAUUUGCCGUGCGGCCUUAUAAGAUGUCGUACCGCGAAGUGAAGUUCUUCUCCUUUCCUGGAGAGCUGCUAAUGAGGAUGCUGCAGAUGCUCGUGCUGCCCCUUCUGGUCUCCAGCCUCAUCACAGGUAUGGCCGCUCUGGACAGCCGUGCUUCUGGGAAAAUGGGCAUGAGGGCUGUGAUCUAUUACACCACCACCACCGUGAUCGCUGUGUUCAUCGGUAUCGUCAUGGUGCUCAUCAUUCACCCUGGGAAAGGAUCAAGGGAUGAGUUCGCCAAGCAGCCGAAGAUAGAGCAGAUCAGCCCUGCAGACGCCUUCCUCGACCUGAUCAGAAACAUGUUUCCUCCUAACCUUGUGGAGGCUUGCACCAAACAGUUUAAGACACAGUAUGCCAAGAGAGUAGUCCACGUUACCAUGACAGUGAAUGACACGAUAUUCGCUGUCAAUGGUAGCCAUGAGAUAACCCGGGAGGAGAUGAUCCCGGUGCCGGGGUCAGUGAACGGGGUCAACGCUCUGGGCCUGGUGGUGUUCUCCAUGUGCUUCGGUCUGAUCAUCGGCAGUAUGAAAGAACAGGGGCAGGCCCUCAAGGACUUCUUCGACUGUCUAAACGAGGCCAUCAUGAGGCUGGUCGCCAUCAUCAUGUGGUAUGCCCCCAUUGGUAUCCUGUUCCUGAUUGCGGGUAAGAUUGUGGAGAUGGACGACAUCACAUCCAUGGGUGGACAGCUGGGAAUGUACACAGUGACCGUCAUCUGUGGCCUGCUCAUCCACGCCAUCGUGGUCCUGCCAACGCUUUACUUCGUCAUCACCAGGAAGAACCCUUUUGUGUUCAUCGCCGGGAUUCUGCAGGCGCUGGUUACUGCUCUGGGAACGUCAUCCAGUUCUGCCACUUUGCCCAUCACCUUCAAAUGCCUGGAGGAGAACAACAAGGUGGACAAACGCGUGACCCGAUUUGUGCUCCCUGUUGGCGCCACCAUAAACAUGGAUGGCACUGCGCUAUACGAGGCCCUGGCAGCCAUCUUUAUCGCUCAGGUCAAUAACUAUGACCUCAACUUUGGACAGAUUCUCACCAUCAGUAUCACGGCAACAGCAGCCAGCAUUGGAGCAGCUGGAAUCCCUCAGGCUGGACUGGUCACCAUGGUGAUAGUGCUAACCUCUGUAGGCCUGCCCACCGAUGACAUCACGCUCAUCAUUGCUGUCGAUUGGUUUCUGGACCGACUGCGCACCACCACCAACGUCCUCGGAGACUCCAUCGGUGCAGGUAUUGUGGAACACCUUUCUCGCCACGAGUUGCAGAAGAAGGACCCUGAGGCUGGGAACUCGGUGGUGGAGGAGGCAGACAAGAAGCCGUACCAGCUCAUCUGCCAGGAGAACGAGUACGAGAACGAGAGGCCUGCGGCCAGUGAGACCAAGAUGUAGGGGGGAAGGUUGCAAACUUUCUUAGGGAAACCAUUGAACUGCUUCGAACUACUUUCCAAAUUAUGUUGAUCUACAGCUAGAAAAUAUUUCAGCCAAGAUGAAUUUCACUUGUAUGCGGUCUAGUGUGGACCUUCCUUACACACUGCAGACUUGAAAUGUUGAAUUCUUUUUUUUUUUCUAAGGGUUUGUGCUAUGAAACUUCCUGAAAGUACCAUUUGUUUCUGCCAAAAGUGGUUGGCAGCUGUUUACUAAUACGGAUGAACGACUGUAGAACUUAGUCGACCGUGGCCUGCAUGUCAUCUCAAACUUCACUCAGAGCUGUGAUGAGUGAUUUCACCCACUAGAGGCCAGUAUUGCUGUGAGUUUAACACACCUGCGCCAGCUUUUUCUGGCUUUAAAGUUGUUGUUUUUGUUAAGUUUGAGUGUUGUUGCAUGAGGACAAUUGUGAGUGAAAUGGGUGUCCAAAUCUGUCUGGCGAGUGAUGUGAAAUGAGUGAGGUGUUUUUGCGUAUACACUGGGCUGACUGGGCCAAAUUCUUUGGGAGAAAAAGGGCUGUGAAUUUACAACUAAUGUAUAGACAUCAGUGGCUUUAUUUUCAAUGAUUUUGUGUACAGACUUAAAGUGAAUGAAUGAAGGAUGUCGUGUAGCUUUUUCUUUCUCUCCUGACUGUCCAAAUAAGUGCUGCUGAUGGGCAAACAGAGCUUUCAUCUUGGCAAAAGUUUGUUCCAAAUUCCCCCUUCAAUCAUUCAAACUGUCUGACCAAAAGCAUUAAGCCAUCCUGUGGCUUUACUACGAAUUUGAAUCAACUACCUGAAAUUAUAUUUCAACCAAAAUACAGCACCAAACACAUGCUUUAAAAUCACAAUAAUCUGUUUUAAACCAUAACAAACAGAUUCCAAAUAAAUCGCUAACCAGCUGUUUUAAGGGGAAAACUAAGGAAGCCCUAAGAGGACAUGCAUCCAUACAUUUUAUCAAACUGUGUUUUAACAUAUUAAAGGUCCAAUAUGUAAGAUAUCUACUGAAUUAAAUCAUAAAAUGAGCUUACAAUAGCAUCAGACAUUAAAGAAAACAUGCUAUGCUGAAGUGUUGGUUUCUCAACAAUGCAGCAGCCAUAUGUCCUCCUUCUAACUUUAGAUUCUGGUGCUGAACGGUUUGUUGUUGUAGCAAGAAAGCAGGCUAGCGAUCUGGUUGAGAUAUAACUGAUUCUGCCCGACCUCUGCAUGAACGGAGAGAGGUUAGAACACAGAAAGGUUUACAGACCGAUGCAGAGCUGGAUAAACACUGAAGCUACAUAUUGCUCCUUUAAUGAGUCAUUUCCGGUUGCUUUUUCAGUAUCUCGACUUGGAAUAACAACCUUGGUUUUUAUGAUAACAGGUUCACUUCAGUUGUUUUCUCAAAAUUUCAUGAAAACAACACGUUAUCACGGUGAAACCAGCGUUGUUAUCUCGAGAUAACAACUUCAAUAAGUGCAGAUCUCAAGAGAACAAUCGGAAAUGACUCGUGAACACAGGAGAAUGGAGUAAUAUGAAAUGUAUGGAUGCAUGUCCACUCAGGGCUUCCGUAGAAAAGUAAUGAAUGCCUUUCAAACAUUUCUAAUGGUAAUUUUUUAGUCAGUCUUUUAACAAUAUCCAUGAUUUGUAACAUUAACUGGAUUUUUUAAAAUAUCGAAUGAGUAAAAACGUAAUUAGAAAAAUAUAAUUUUAAUUUUUUUGCUAGUCUAUAGGCAAGUAGCCUAUUUUCUAUUCUUAAUUUAGUUUCCCUUAAGUGAUAAAAUCUUAACAAACAUUUUAAUUGAUUUUCAUGUGGAUGCAUGUUGUAAAAACAAGGAUUUCACUUCUUCAAUUUCCCCAUUUGUUAUUGUAGUUAACUUGAAUUAGCAGGUGAUGUUUAGCAUUUGAGCCGAUCAGUAUGUAUAACAAAUGUAACAUUUACGUAGAAGAUGCUUUGUAUAGAAGGUUCCUCUGAAUAUACUGUACUUGUAUAGAGAAAUGUAGAUAAACGUGUACAAUAACUGUAGAUUUGAAUUGUAAUUGUAAAGGGUUACUGGAGGAUUGCAUAUAUGUAAAGAAGCUAUUGUGAAACUCUAAUGACCGAACUAACGAUCCCUCUAGUUCCUUUUACAAAAGUACAAAAGUGGCUGAUUUAAGGGACCAAAUGUUUUCCUCCAAACACUCGAGGAAACGGAACAGUUCCUUUGUUUACUGUUGCUGUCUUUGCAGUUCUUUAUUGAUCUGAGUGUUUCAUAAAAUCACAUGUGAGAGUACGCACACACACACACACACACACACACACACACACACACACACACACACACACACACACACACACACACACACAGACUGGAAAAAGUUUGUAGUUUUAAUCUUGCAUGGAUUUUUUUUUUCAAUAAAAAUAUGAAAUCAG
This is a messenger RNA of Labrus bergylta (ballan wrasse), 4319 nucleotides long. It is a transcript of the gene slc1a3a, whose product is annotated as solute carrier family 1 member 3a. Gene Ontology annotation, cellular component: plasma membrane. Lineage: Eukaryota; Metazoa; Chordata; Actinopteri; Labriformes; Labridae. Gene Ontology annotation, biological process: L-glutamate import across plasma membrane; D-aspartate import across plasma membrane; L-aspartate import across plasma membrane. Gene Ontology annotation, molecular function: glutamate:sodium symporter activity; neutral L-amino acid transmembrane transporter activity; L-glutamate transmembrane transporter activity. The record is from RefSeq and is a predicted model, not a curated record.